GAGUGGUUUGCGUCGGAAUGUACCAUUUGUCAAUACAACGGGAGGGAUUUUGUUGUGACACUCAGGAGCCGUCUGAGGAACCCGGCGGGGGGAAUCGGUAGUCACACAGGUUCUUUCACCUUGGAUCAACAAUGGCCUUCAGCAAGGGAUAUCGCAUUUACCACAAACUGGACCCGCCCCCCUACAGUGUCAUCGUGGAAACGAGGAGCAGGGAUGAAUGCCUCAUGUUUGAAUCAGGGGCUGUUGCUGUUCUGUCGGCAGCAGAGAAGGAGGCCAUCAAAAAUACAUACACUAAGAUUGUUGAUGCUUAUGGAAUUCUGGGGGUCCUACGCCUAAACCUGGGUGACUCCAUGCUCCACAGCCUUGUGGUUGUGACAGGAUGUAGCUCUGUGGGAAAAGUCCAGGAUUCUGAGGUUUUCAGGGUCACACAGACAGACUUUGUAUCUCUGAAGAAUGACCCCGGAGACGAGGACCGGAUUGCUGAAGUGCGAAAGGUCCUGAACUCUGGACACUUCUACUUUGCAUGGUCUGCCACUGGGGUCAGCAUGGACUUGAGUCUGAAUGCACAUCGUAGGAUCCUAGAAGACACCACAGAUAACCGCUUCUUCUGGAACCAGUCACUUCACCUGCACCUGAAGCACUAUGGGGUGAACUGUGAUGACUGGCUGUUGAGGUUGAUGUGUGGAGGUGUGGAGGUUAGGACCAUCUAUGCGGGACAUAAACAGGCCAAAGCCUGCAUCAUCUCUCGCCUCAGCUCAGAGCGAGCUGGGACACGAUUCAACGUCCGAGGAACCAAUGACGAUGGACAGGUGGCCAACUUUGUGGAGACUGAACAGGUUAUUUUCUUGGACGAUAAAGUGUCAUCCUUCAUACAGAUCCGUGGGUCCAUUCCUUUGUUCUGGGAACAGCCAGGUAUCCAGAAAAAAUCCCUUAAGGGUGUUUUGUUGCACCUGAAUGAGAAUCGCCACCCUAAUGGAAUGGAUGAGAACCCCCACCUGGUUGGCUCUCAUCGUGUCAAACUCUCCAGGGGCUUUGAGGCAAAUGCACCGGCAUUUGAAAGGCACUUCAGUGCUCUGAGGAGGCUGUAUGGCAAACAGGUUAUCAUCAACCUGCUGGGGAGUAAGGAAGGAGAACAUAUGCUCAGCAAAGCAUUUCAGAGUCAUCUGAAGGCGUCAGAGCAUGCAACUGCAGUGAAAAUGGUGAACUUUGACUACCAUCAGAUGGUGAAGGGAGGCAAGGCAGAUAAACUCCACAGUGUCCUCAAACCCCAGCUCAGCAAAUUCACAGAAGAGUGCGGUUUCUUCUACUACUCUGGAGAGACUGGCAUUGCCAGGACUCAGAGUGGGACCAUCAGGACCAACUGCCUGGACUGUCUGGACAGAACCAACAGUGUCCAGGCCUUCUUUGCUCUUGAGAUGCUGCCAAAGCAGCUGGAGGAGAUGGGUCUAACAGAGAAACCGCAGCUGGUGGCCAGGUUCCAGGAGGUUUUCAGGACCAUGUGGUCUGUCAACGGAGACUCUGUCAGCAAAAUCUAUGCUGGCACUGGGGCCCUGGAUGGCAAGGCCAAGGCGGGAAAGCUGAAAGAUGGAGCUCGCUCUGUGACGAGGACCAUCCAGAACAACUUCUUUGAUAGCUCCAAGCAGGAGGCUAUAGACAUCCUAAGGCUGGGCUCCACACUCAACAGUGAUCUGGCAGACAAAGCUCGGGCACUGCUCACCACUUCCAGUCUUUACGUCACUGAGCCUGUCUUACAAUCAGCAUCUCCCAGAGUGCUGUUGGGAAUGUGUCAAAACUACCAUAAGUACACACGGCCCAAGCAGAUUAGGGUGUGUGUCGGCACCUGGAAUGUCAAUGGAGGCAAACAGUUCCGCAGCAUUGCCUUUCGCAACCAAACACUCAACGAUUGGCUGUUGGAUGCUCCAAAGAAGGCGGGGCAUCCUGAGUUCCAAGACAGCAAAGCCAACCCAAUAGAUAUCUUUGCCAUUGGCUUUGAGGAAAUGGUUGAACUGAAUGCCGGCAACAUUGUCAGUGCCAGCACCACGAACCAGAAACUCUGGGCAGCUGAGCUACAAAAGAACAUCUCUCGAGACCAUAAGUAUGUGCUGCUUGCAUCAGAGCAGCUGGUGGGAGUGUGUCUCUUUGUCUUCAUCCGCCCACAGCAUGCCCCCUUUAUCAGAGAUGUUGCAGUCGAUACAGUGAAAACUGGAAUGGGCGGGGCUACAGGUAAUAAAGGGGGUGUGGCCAUUCGCCUACUGUUCCACACCACCAGCAUCUGCUUUGUCUGCUCCCACUUUGCUGCUGGCCAGUCACAGGUCAAGGAGAGGAAUGACGACUAUAAUGAAAUCACACGCAGACUCACCUUCCCCAUGGGUCGUUUGCUGUACUCACAUGACUAUGUGUUCUGGUGCGGAGACUUCAAUUACCGUAUCAGCCUACCCAAUGAAGAAGUAAAAGAGUUAAUCAGACAACAAAACUGGGAUGCUCUGACUGCUGGAGACCAGUUAUUGGACCAAAAGAAUGCUGGCCUGGUCUUCCGAGGUUUCAUUGAGGGGAAUCUCGACUUUGCCCCCACCUAUAAGUAUGACCUGUUCUCAGAGGACUAUGACACCAGUGAGAAGUGCCGCACACCCGCCUGGACUGACCGUAUACUGUGGAAGAGGAGAAAGUGGAACUUUGACAAAACUGCUGAAGAAAUGAAUGUAGUUGGGGCAGCCUCUGUGCCUGCCAGUGAGGAUGAUCCAGAGCACGCCUGGAGCCCUGGCACUCUGAAGUACUAUGGCAGAGCUGAGCUCAAGACCUCAGAUCACAGGCCUGUGAUGGCGAUCAUGGAUGUGGACAUCCUGGAGGUUGACCCAGAGGCUCGGCACCAGGUCUACAAGGAUGUCAUCGCCCUGCAGGGGCCCCCAGAUGGCACCAUCAUGGUGUCGCUCUGCACGUCCGGUCCUGACGACUACUUCGAUGACGCACUCAUAGAUGAGCUGUUGGACAAGUUUGCUAACUUCGGAGAGGUCAUUCUCAUCAGGUUUGUCGAGGAGAAGAUGUGGGUGACUUUCCUCGAAGGUUACUCUGCCCUAGCUGCUCUUUCUCUCAGCGCUUCCACUAUCCUAGGUAAGGUCAUUGACAUCCGUCUGAAGAGUCCUGGCUGGAUCAAGAGUCUGGAGGAGGAGAUGAGCGUGGAGAGGAUCUGUGGAAGCAUCCCGACCUCGGCCAGCUCCACCUUGCUGGCUGAGGACACAGACAUGGGCGAUGAUGACUACGAUAUGGAAGGUGAUGUGGAUGAGGAGGUGGAGGAGAUUCUUCCACAGCACCUGCAGCCUGGAGCAGGUUCUGGCCCUGGAUCUUCCCCCCUCCCUUCCCCGCGAAGUAGCCCCUGUCCUUCCCCGACCCAUGGAGAACCUGUGGCCCCCAGCAGGCCUAGCCGUGGACCCCAACCGUCCCGACCGUCACAAGGAGAUUUAAGCCCAUCACCAUGCAGGAGAGAAAUUCCAGGGCCUCCGGUCAACAUGCAGCCUGGUGCCCCCACAUCUCAGGGCUUGGAGCCUAAACGCCCACCUCCCCCGCGGCCCAACGCCCCACCAGCCAGACCUGCACCCCCCCAGCGUCCUCCACCACCUUCAGGAGGCAUGAGCCCUCUACCAGUUAGAAAGGACACUGGAGGACCAAAAAGCCCUGGUCCUGCUCGGCCAGAUGCUGCUGCAGGUCGAGGCCAGGCAGCAGCAGGAGGUCCUGGACCAGGAGGUGUUCCUAGACCAAAUAUCCCUCCUCGAGCUGGUGUGAUUAGUAUGCCCCCCCAGUCUCGCCCAAUGCCUCCCUCACACCCUGGAGCACCCAGGCCCAUUCCAGAGGUGCAUCCCGGGGCCCCUCGACCUAUUCCAGACACCCACCCUGGGGCUCCCCGGCCUGUGCCCAGUACCCAGGCCAAACCAUCUGACCUGCCUCUGGGUCCUUCUUCCUCAGCCCCCCCUCCUACAGGACCCCCUCCCUCUGGUCCCUCUCCCACAGGUCCCCCUUCCUCAGCUCCUCCUCCCACAGGCCCCCCAUCAGUGAGACCACAGGUUCCAUCUCCCAUGCAGCCACCCAUGCAGCCCCAACCCGCCCCGUCUGUCCAGUCCCAGCUUCCUCCACCGAUGCAGCCCACACUUCCAGCCCCCCUGCAGCCACAGCCAGCCGCAGCCCCUAAAGCAGGGCCUCCAGCUGCUGCCCCCGCUGGGCCCCCACAGGGUCUGGCCUCCCCCAAGCCUCCACCACGUUCCCGCUCCUCUCACGCUCUGCCCCCUGACGCUGCCAAAUCUGAGACUGCCCCAGAUGCGCAGACCAAUGGGAUGAAUGGAUUCCAAAGAGAAGCACAAUGGAAGCCUGACCCUUUUGACACCCUCACAUCUGACUUCCUCUCCUCUUCCUCAUCUUCGUGGCACAACACCCAGUCCCUGACCAGAGGCUCAUCUCUGCGCACCCCCCUAUCCGCUCCUGCUCCUCUCUUUUCCUCCAACACCCUCCCCUCAUCUUUCUCCCUCCAGUCCUCCACUCUGUCAGCCCUGCAGAGCCUUGAAACUUCUUCCUCCUCCUCCUCCUCCCUUUCCACCCCCUCGCCACUCACCUCCUCCCUGCUCCCACCUCCACCGGUCCCUUCUCGCAGUCGCUCUCAGGAGACGCUGCGUGCCUCCCCCAGUCCACUGCUGACUGACCCGGUUCCGUCCCGUCCCAGCAGCACCAACCCCUUCACAGGUCCACUGGUGCAGCAACAGCAGCAGCGACGCUCGCUCACCCCAGAUUUCAGCAUCCAGCAUUCGAGCACCAGGCUUGACCUCCAGAGGACCGUGUCUGCUCUUAGCCAGCCCCUCAUCCCUACACCUGCUCCAAUACUGGCCCCAACUCAAGCUCCAGCAGCUUCUGCGCGCUCCUCCCAGCUUGAAAGGACCACGUCUCUGAUAGGACAAUCAUCCACUAUUACAACUACUCCUCUGCUCCCCCUUACCCCUGCUCCGGCCUUACCUCUGGCCCCGCCUUCCUCCAUCCCCACUGCCCUCGCACCGUGUCGCCGGCCCCCUCCCACGAGUGGAAAACCAACCCAGCAGUGGGUCACCUUUGACGACGACUCAGACUUCCCCCUCUCAACCCACACGCCACCAGCCUCCGUUUUCACUUCCACCUCCCAACCUCAGCUUCCCAUGUCUGGCUUUGACUCAGACCCAAGCUGGGCAUCCUCCGCCUCUUCAGUAUUACCAUCUCUCCCCCCUCCCAUCCCCACCAGAACUGCACCCAGCAACCCAAAACUCCCAGACAGACCCAGUGACGGCUUCCCCUUCCCUAAGGAGUUGACAGAGAGAUAGGAUGACAGUUAACAAUUAUAGGGCAUAUCCAGAUAUGUAUAGAUCUAUGAUAAAUGUGUAUAUGUGCGUGUGUAUGGUAUGUACAAAAGAGACAGUAUUUAAGAAGUAUAGACGACUCCCCCUCAGAAUCAAAUGAAUGGAAAUAUAUAUCUCAGACGAGCAAUUGAGCAGUAACACAGGAAAUGUACAAGGCUAAAUGUGUCUUCUAUCCUUAUGAUAAAGUUGUCUGCUUGUUCCCUGAUAUCAACAAUUAUUUUAAUAUGAAUGGUUCUGAUGUUUAUUUUUAUUUAUGGCAGCAAACAUGUGCCUGUGUCUAUAUAGUUAUAUAAAGUAUAUGUAUACACACAAGUAUCUGUGUGUAAUCUCCUGUGCAAUAUCAAACGUGUGUGGCCAUGCAGCAUGCUGCAGUGGCCUGCAGGGUUUCACAUAGGACCAUAUUAUGUAUACUUUCACUGACAUUCUUUAAUUUUUGACAGACUGUAUUGGCAGUAGCCAGUAUCUUUACAUCGGAUAUAUUGAGGGAUUUUCAAAGUAGACACUUCUCGAGGGUAGUCCGUUUAUAUCAUUUAGUAGGCUAUGCAUUGCGGGUGGCCACAUUUGCCCCAAAAAAAUGGCUGCUGUCUGUUGUCCAUAAGCAUUGAUCAGACAUUACUUUGAUUUGCAAAGAGCUUGGUGUCUGUUAACAUUUUUCUGUUCUUCAGUUCUCUGUAUAUCAGAGGGGCAUACUGAAAGCUUAAGUCUCAUUGGCGUGGUGCAAAACUUGCUUUUAUCAUGAAUGUACUUUUCUGUUGCACUGGGUUUUGUCAUUGCCUCUCUGCUGAGCCCACUGUGUGAACAACGGCCACACGGGUCAGUGUCACAGUCAGUCACACUGUUCACUGCCGCAGGACUGAUGCUCUGUAAUAUCACCUCAUCCACCUGAUGAUCAGUCAAGACGUUUCUGUUGUCUCUCUAUUCAGUGAUCCUCCUCUGUCUAUGGGCUGUUCCGCUUAGCUGAAUAUGUUUUGUAACUCUAUAUCACAACCUAUACAUAGUGAUUAUGUAUUUAUGUAUGUUUUCAAUACGGAAGCUUCUCGCUAAAUGUGUGUAUGUGUACUCGUGAUGACCGUAUUAGUGGUAUGCACAAUGUAACUGAUAUGCACUGAAAGCGCUGUCUGUGUUCUCAUGGUUGUGCUCGUGUUGAAGCCAGAGGCUCUGAUGGCCGAGCAACACAGAGAUGGAGAGCCUGUGGAUUAAGUGAGAGAGAAGACAAAAAGAGGGCUUUAACCUGCUUCCACCUCUGUCUAGUGCCCUGAUCCCUCUUGAUUUAUCCAAAGCUUCAAACCAUAUAACUGUCAAUUCAAAGAAUGUGGUGUGUGUCUGUGUGUGCGCGCGCGCAUGCACAUGUGUGUGCUUCUGUUAACCGAGUGUAAGGACAAACAUGAUCAGGUUCUGUGGGCAAAUCAGACAUUAAGCAAUGCACAUGCAAGAGGAUACUUUUAUUUUUCCUUUUUUCCUCUUUGACUUCACCUUUUUUUAUCGCAGAAACUUUUUUUUUCUAAAAACAUUUUACUCUUGAUAAUCUCUAAAUGAUGCUGUGGUGAGAAGUAACGUGCUGUGUUUGAGGUACAUAUUGUCUGUUGUCGUGUGCGGUAGUGUUUGUGUUUGGAUGUGUGUGUGUGCGUACAGGAUUGGCGUGAAGUUUAGUUUGCUGUCCCCCCCCUUACGAAACUAUCAGUCACUCUGUUGUGGCUGGAACAGUGUAUUUCUUCUCUCCAGCCCACCAAGGGUGUGAUGUGGCAUUAUUACAUAUGACAAGGUUUGUGGUACAAUAAAUCUCAUAGGAUUUGUUUUAUUUAUUUGAAAGCACCCCGCACCUGACUGAGAAUCCCCUUGUGGCACUACCAGGGGAAGAUUAUUCCUUUGCCACAUGACUGAAAAUGAGGAUUCAGGUGAAUUCACUAGAUAAUCAUUUCCAAAAAAUGACUUCUUACGCAUCCUUCCUAGGCAAAUUUUGGCCCACAAGACAGAGGAGUGUGAUUUGUUCCCUCCUCCACAGACUUGCUAGACACUGAGGAGCUGGAUAUGGGGUACAAUCUGUUCUCAGCCAAAUUGAGAGUCAUUGUUACCGCGUCUUGCAGAGAGUGUAACUAUUAACGAGGUGUGUUUGGUGUUUUUUCUGACAUGCCAGAAUUAUUUGGUGUACUACCUACUUUACUCUGGCAUUGAGUUUUACAGGUUCUGUUUACAGGCAGCCACUGAUGGCACUUCCAUAUACAGGAGUAACUGUUUUGCAAAAGGAUCGGUGAGACUAGAAACCGUUCUGCCACGAGCCCGAUUUUGUUGUAUAUUUUGGAUGCUGUUUCCCUCUACGUGCAAAAACUGUGAAACAGCUUGAAACGUCUAGUCUUAAAAGCGCUUUGAUGAGGCGAGGAGGAAAAAAACCCAUCAGGGUCCAAGAAAGUACCAGCUAACUAAUGCUUCUCUGAUGUACUGCGCUUUUCUUCAAACACCAUGUACACAAAAAAGAAUUUUAAAAAAAUGAAUAAAAAAAGGUAAAUAACUGUCGUAGCAUUGCAAAGAUUCAGACUUCACUCACUGCACUGAAAGCAGUAGCACUGUAGGCAAGUGUAUGACUGCCUACUGCUUACAGCCCUACACUGGAGUCUGUGUAAUCUCUAAAAAAUGCAUUUAUGUUAUCCAGAUGUGUGCAGUAGGUACUGUAUUUGAAGCAUUAAUAAUAGGUGACUAUAGCCAGCGCUUCAUGUGUCAUGUCAUGCUCAAGAUGAGAUUUUAUAGGAAACAAAACAGCUCCUUUUGUGAGAUUGGUGUCCCUUUUUAUGAUUAUAAUCCAUAGUAAACAAAAGUCUGUGUUGUUGACCAUGUUCUGUAUGUAUUAAAGAGAAAACAAAGCUGCAAUUCAUGUAAUAUCAGAAGUUCCAUAUUUUAAGUGCACAGCUGAUUGCACAUUUAUGUAUGAAACAGUUUGUGUUGUAUGUAUGCAAUAAUAAAUGUCAGUUGACACUG
Myripristis murdjan (pinecone soldierfish) is the source of this 8336-nucleotide messenger RNA. RefSeq names its product synaptojanin 1 (gene synj1). The record is from RefSeq and is a predicted model, not a curated record. Bases 132 to 5330 code for a protein of 1732 amino acids. Gene Ontology annotation, molecular function: SH3 domain binding; phosphatidylinositol-4,5-bisphosphate 5-phosphatase activity; nucleic acid binding. The transcript has 33 exons. Lineage: Eukaryota; Metazoa; Chordata; Actinopteri; Holocentriformes; Holocentridae. Gene Ontology annotation, biological process: phosphatidylinositol dephosphorylation; synaptic vesicle endocytosis.